This is a messenger RNA of Physella acuta, 2488 nucleotides long. RefSeq lists its product as uncharacterized. The record is from RefSeq and is a predicted model, not a curated record. NCBI's taxonomy places the organism in Eukaryota, Metazoa, Mollusca, Gastropoda, Physidae.
UAGAAAACGUUUAUUGCUCUUCGUUAUCGAACAUGGACAAAGUCGGUAUACUUGGGAGAGAUAGAGUUGAGAUACUUACGUGCGGCGCUGAAAUGGUGUAUCUAGAUAUCAACUGUGAUUUUAAUAUCACACUGGAGGGUGUUGAGAUGCAUGCCGCAGGUAGUGUGUCCUACAUCAGUGAAGCAGUACAAUCCAGCACACCCAUCUACAUGGACAAGUGCAUCCUGACUGUUUCAUUUAAAAACUUAACUGCAGGAUGGCAUUCGUAUUCUGUAAACAUGGAACUCAUAAAUGGCUCAGAUGUCAUUCAGGUUAAAAACAGCUCAUCAUUUUUAAGUGUAAAAUAUACGUUGCCGUCUGUAGACUUGAGCCCUACAUGCAAAUCCCAGGAUUCUAAGCCCAUGUAUCCUGGAGAAACUAGGACCUGCACAUGCAACAUGACCAACCCAGGCACUGAAGGCUAUGCUGGCUGGUACUUUAAUGGACUGGUGGAAGUCAUCACAAAUUUGACAAAACCUGUUACCGGAACUCAGAAUACAAUGCUGAACGUUUCAUAUGAAGAUGUUGACAAAUAUAAAAUAUUUUUCUGUGCACCGGUGACUCUUUUGGGUGGAACAAGAACGUUUUUAUCAUAUUCCCCUAAUUUGGCGACGGCACCAAAAAUAACAUCCUUCACUGUAAAUGGCACAAACACAGAUAUUGUGGUAGACCUGAACUCAACGCUUGUAUUUAACUGCUCUGCUAAAGGAGAUCCCAUAUCCAAAGUAGCAUUGGUACAAAAUGGAAAACAGCAUAAUUACAACCUAUAUGACAGACUAAUUACAUUCGUAAAAAUGACAGACUGUGAAAAAGCUGGACAAUAUUCAUGUCAAGCUAGUAGCCAAGGCUUCCCAGUGGCUGACACCAAAUACAUCAACGUGUACAUGCGCUGUCCCCAAGAGAUCUAUGACCAAAAUACACCUGCCAAGUACAGUGUGCUAUUGGGCACUAGGGCUGUGGUCAACAUCCAACUGAUUGGCUACCCAGCACCCACCAAGCUAAAGCUGGAAAAACAAAGUGAUGUCAACAUGACAGACUUUACUGUGGUAUACAGCAACACUACUGGCCCCAUUGGGAAUGUCAGUGUUGUGUUCAACAAAGCUGAAGACAAACACUUAGGCUGGUACAAACUUGUUGUUGGAAAUGGAGUUGGUGAAGACCUCAGCUACAAUUUCAAUAUUGUCAAAGGUUCCUCCAACAAGCUGAUGUCUUCUUACGGUGUCUUGGCAAUGUUCAUGUGGGCUCUAAUGUGGAAGUUUGCUUGAAAUUUACUUUCAUCAUUUUUGAAAAUUUACUUCUGGAUUAAUGGAUACUGGAUUUGUUCUCCCUGUAUUAGAUGUAGUUAUCAAGUAACUUGUAACAAGUAACAUUAGUUAUCAACAUAGUUGUGUCAUUGCCGUAUUUCUUUCAACGCAGCCCACGACUGGUGUACUUCAUGUAAUUCAAGUCACCUGUUUCAAGCUAGCUGUUAAUAAUUUUGUUACCAAAAAAUCUUUUUAAAUAAUAUUUUAACAAUUUUUUUAAUGGUUAAAUCUUCAAAUGAUGUCAUUUAAAAUUAAAAGUUAAUAAUUAUUGAAAGUUCUGUGUAGCGCUGAUGUAAUGUGGUUGAAUUAAUUUAAGUGAAUCUGUGUUUUAUCAAAUGUCUUUUAAUAUGGAUCAGUAUUUUAAAAUAUUACACAGUUAAAAUCAAGAGUCAGUUAUGGGACAAGUUUUAAAGGCUUCAUAGUAGACUUCAGAUCAACUUGUGUCAAUACUUUUCCUUUAAUUACUUUUUUAUACAGAAAGUAAAAUUGUUAUUAAUUUUCAGUCUUAAGUAAAAUAUUAGACUUGAUUUCCUCCAACAUAUAUUAAGUAGACCUAUUACAUGUCGAUGUGUUAUGUGUCAUAUGGCCCAUCGACUCUGAUUUAAGCCUGCUUUUCUAUCUGGAUAUGUUUCCAUAGCCUUUUUCUUUCCACGAACAAACAACAAGGCAGCAGUUGUUUCACCAAGAUGGGUUGCCUCAACAGCUCAGGCAUUUGAACUAGAUAUACUAUGAAUAUUAAUAAAUAGCAUCCACUGCUUCUAGCUUCUUUUUAAUGUAUAUAUAUAUAUAUAUAUAUAUAUAUAUAUAUAUAUAUAUAUAUAUAUAUAUAUAUAUAUAUAUAUAUAUGACUUUUCAGUCCCAAAAUCUAUCUGUGAACAACAGCUCUAACCCUUUUCACCAACUGUCUUUGUUUUGUUUAUUUGUAUGUUUGGUGUUUUUUUAGAAGCUAAAAAUAAAUAUUUAAAUUACUUAGACCUUUAAAGCUGUUAGAGAGAAAAGGGAGCUAACCUCUCUACCCAAUUCGUCUAUGAGCAGCUCUCUUUUCUCGAGUCAACAUAAGUUCUGCUACCCUAAUUGUUUUCUUCACUCCAAUUUCCUUUACCAGUAUUGCUGUGGAUAGCCAACUUUUCUUUUCCAGCCCUUGA